This is a messenger RNA of Coniophora puteana RWD-64-598 SS2, 357 nucleotides long. RefSeq lists its product as uncharacterized. The coding region runs from base 1 to 357 and encodes 118 amino acids. The transcript is spliced from 8 exons. NCBI's taxonomy places the organism in Eukaryota, Fungi, Basidiomycota, Agaricomycetes, Boletales, Coniophoraceae. The record is from RefSeq and is a predicted model, not a curated record.
AUGCUAGACUCCCAGGAUGCAAUGUUCGACAGUGCUGCUACUGUGGUGACAUACUCGUAUGAUGCUGUGGUGGAGGAUAAGCGGGACUCCCUCAUAUUCCUAUACGCCGCGGUGAUGGGAUAUACAAUUCUCUUGUGGGACCACGCUAUUACCCUCGGGGAUGAGGUGGAGAUUGUGUGGAGGCAGCGACAGACGAUGAUGUCAUACCUAUUCCUCUUCAACCGCUACGUCAUUCCACUGAGAUUCAUGAUCACAUUAUACGGCAUGUCUCCUUUCUGUGUCGAGUCGUACUUCUCUCCAGGAUUCACGGACGCCCAGUCGGUCGUGUCUCCAACCUGCGAGCUGCGCCCGAGCUAA